UUGCUCCGCGGUGUCAUCCUGUCGAAAAAAUAUUCACGUUCCCGUCUGACUAUCUCGUGGGAGGAUGAAAGUUAUAAUGUGGAUUAAUUUCGGAAGACACGGUGCCAAGGUGCUCCGAUUGGUGCUUCGAGAGAAUUGUAAUAAUUGAUCUGUAUGCGAUACAUACGAUCUCGUCGUUCCUCGGAGAGUAGCGAGUUCGUCGGAGCAUAUUAUAGUGUUUUCGAUUGAGAUGAGGGGAUCCGAAAGGGUAAUAAGGAGGAGAUGCCCCUCCGGAGAUAUGCGAGAACCGGAAUCUCAUCUCCGAGGCGGGUAUUUGCAGGGGGUGCCUCGAAAGAAUAAAUUAUAAGGAUAACAAAAAUAGACUAUCCUCACACGUACCCUUCAAACCAAUCGCUUCGGUCUUGCGGCCAAUUCACAAAUACCGGACAGGUAUCUGAUAAUUUAUAAUUCACGGGAUGAUAAUUAGUCAAAAUGGAUUAACCGACGUCAUUCCAUCCCCGAGUAUUUCAAUCAUGCCAGUAGGAUGAAGUAUGGAAAUUCCUUCGUCCAUUUAGAACGGAGGUAUGCUAACAAUUCCACAAAUUGUUGAUAUUUCCUCCUCAAAUCCGAUUACGUAAUAAUUGCCAUGAACGCUAAUAACUCAAUAUCAUCUACGAAGAUCGUAACGGUGCAGACCAUGACAAUGAAAAAAACUAAAACUAAAAGUAAAAUGACAGAUAGUCGGCUUAUGGCAUGCAUUUGCGGCACAUAUCUAGGUAUAUGUAUGUAUAAUCUUUACGGUGCUCAUUAGCUCAUAGUUGGGUUUUUGAUCGAGACGACGUGAGAAACGUGACGCGCGAAAUGAAUAAUGAAUCGUUGUCGAUGUGUCUCCGCACGUCGAUAAAUUGUCACCUUGUUAUCCCAACGGGUGAUCAGUUUUGAUUCCAAGUAUCAGAUACUCCUAAUCGAAAGUCAUCGUCUUCCCUUCAUUGCGGAAUACCCGCGUGUGGAUAUUUUGAAAAGAUGUUACCGAGGCAUGUUCGCAUCCUGGUAUUUCUUCUGUUCUAUUCUCAAGAUCACAGAGUUGGGGGCACCAAAGAUAGCAGCUCGACGAACACGGGGAUGUCGGAUAGGCUGGAAAAUGUCACCCAGACGAUUUCCAGGAUCCUCGAAGGAUACGACAUCAGAUUGAGGCCCAACUUUGGCGGGGAGCCACUUCUGGUGGGGAUGGAUCUGACCAUCGCCAGUUUCGAUGCCAUAUCAGAAGUUAAUAUGGAUUACACGAUCACCAUGUACCUCAAUCAAUACUGGAAAGACGAAAGAUUGGCAUUUUCCAACGAAGAAGAAGUCCUGACGCUCAGCGGAGAUUUUGCCGAAAAGAUCUGGGUGCCCGACACCUUUUUUGCCAACGAUAAAAAUAGCUUUCUUCACGAUGUUACCGAGCGGAAUAAAUUGGUGCGAUUAUCCGGCGACGGUUCCGUUACCUACGGUAUGAGGUUCACGACGACCUUAGCCUGCAUGAUGGACCUUCAUUACUAUCCAUUGGACUCUCAGAAUUGCACCGUCGAGAUUGAAAGUUAUGGGUACACGGUCCUCGACGUCGUCAUGUACUGGAAAGAGACCCCCGUUCGGGGAGUCGAAGAAGCUGAACUACCCCAAUUCACGAUUAUCGGCUACGAGACAAACGACCGGAAGGAAAGAUUGGCUACUGGGAUCUACCAGCGAUUGUCCCUUAGUUUUAAACUACAAAGAAACAUCGGCUACUUCGUGUUUCAAACAUAUCUUCCCAGCAUUUUGAUUGUGAUGCUCAGCUGGGUCAGCUUUUGGAUAAAUCACGAGGCCACCAGCGCCAGAGUGGCUCUCGGUAUUACGACGGUCUUAACGAUGACGACGAUAUCUACGGGGGUCAGAAGUUCCCUGCCAAGAAUAAGUUACGUUAAGGCGAUCGACAUCUAUCUCGUUAUGUGUUUUGUAUUCGUAUUCGCCGCACUCCUCGAGUACGCCGCUGUUAACUACACCUACUGGGGAGCGAGGGCCAAAAAGAAGACCAAAAAAAAGGAUGGAACUGAAAAGAAAGCAGCUACCACACCAAAAAUUGGUGCAGGUAGUAAACCCGGCACCCCGUUCGCUGACGCGACCGACGCCGACAUAAUCGAGCUCCAGGAUUUGAGGAUGUCGCCGUUGCCGAGCAUUAGAAGCAGAUCGGGAAUUGGGGCUGGCUCAGGAAUCGCGGGGGUGGCAGUCAAGGAUCACGAUCCUGCCAAAUUUCCACCGAGUUUUAGAAUCUCACGGGCUGCUGGGUACACCACUCACUGCCGAACUAGUGGUCUUCGGUAUCGAGGGAACAGACAGCACAAGCCCAAGCAGGUGUUACAUGCAUUACGGAGGGGAGCUUCGGUGCUAAAAGCUUCUAUGCCAAAAAUAAAAGACGUUAACGUGAUCGACAAAUAUUCAAGAAUUAUAUUUCCGGUUAGUUUUCUUCUGUUCAACGCUGUGUACUGGAUUUUCUACGUCCUGUAGAAGAAAGCAAAAACAUAAGCCUGAGUUGAUCAGACUGCACGGUUAUCCCGCGGAAGUACAUCACACCUGGACCGAAGAUGGAUAUCGUCUCGAGAUGCAUCGUGUACCCCGACCACUUUCCGAAAGGAUACCGAUCACGACUACGGAAACGCAAUACCCAUCCAGCCCCGAACAACAACCGGAAACGAACGUAAACGAUCCACCCACUGUAGGAA
This is a messenger RNA of Athalia rosae (coleseed sawfly), 2714 nucleotides long. It is a transcript of the gene Lcch3, whose product is annotated as gamma-aminobutyric acid receptor subunit beta-like. NCBI's taxonomy places the organism in Eukaryota, Metazoa, Arthropoda, Insecta, Hymenoptera, Athaliidae. Gene Ontology annotation, biological process: signal transduction; chemical synaptic transmission; nervous system process. The record is from RefSeq and is a predicted model, not a curated record. The coding region runs from base 1003 to 2499 and encodes 498 amino acids. The transcript is spliced from 10 exons. Gene Ontology annotation, cellular component: neuron projection; synapse; membrane. Gene Ontology annotation, molecular function: GABA-A receptor activity; hydrolase activity, acting on ester bonds; extracellular ligand-gated monoatomic ion channel activity.